Messenger RNA from Helicoverpa armigera (cotton bollworm), 870 nucleotides. RefSeq lists its product as uncharacterized. Gene Ontology annotation, cellular component: membrane; dendrite; neuronal cell body. NCBI's taxonomy places the organism in Eukaryota, Metazoa, Arthropoda, Insecta, Lepidoptera, Noctuidae. The coding region runs from base 45 to 776 and encodes 243 amino acids. The transcript has a single exon. The record is from RefSeq and is a predicted model, not a curated record. Gene Ontology annotation, biological process: chemosensory behavior; sensory perception of taste; male courtship behavior.
UCCUGUUUAUUGUCUUUCACUCUGUUAAUUUAUUGUUAGAAAUAAUGACAUAUACAUAUCAAAUAUGGCCACCCAUCAUCUGGUUUCAUCUAUUUGUGACCCAAAAGAUGGAAAUAGUGAAUUUUUUACACAUCGUGUACAUGUCAACAUACAGGCUAGAUGUGAUUAAUAAAAUGUUGAGAACGUUUAUCCUUGAAAACCGGCAAAAAGACGUUACGGUAUUUAUAAUACGGAAAAAGAUUAAAAAUACACAGACAAAGAAUUUUAUUGGAAACGCAUCAGAAAACAACGAAAAAAUACGGGAUUUGUCAGCUAUUUAUAACAUAAUUGGGAAUAAUUGUUCGUUAACCAAUAAAGUUUACAAUUUCAACCUGCUAAUGAGUCUUGUGACGGCUUUUGUAUUUAUAUUGGUUGCCAUUUGGCAGACACUCUCUUUAUAUCAGAGUUCUUCACAAUAUGAUAUGAAAGAUAUAAUGAAAGUUACUCUCUGGUGUUGCAACACUGUUUUUAAUUUGGCUGCCCUUGCAGUUGUCUGUGAAAAACUACUUCGGACACGUAAUAAGACUAGGAUUCUGGUGAACAAGAUAAUAAUGAACUAUGAUAUGCCGACGACAAUGAGAGAUCAAGCUAAAGCAUUCAUGGAACUAGUGGAGGCGUGGCCGUUACGAUUCUUUGUAUACGAUAUGUUUUCUAUCGAUAUUACGCUAAUAUUGAAUUUCAUAAGUGUGGCAACAACCUAUUUGAUUGUCAUAAUCCAGAUAUCUCAUUUUAUUUAGUUUGAAACAGGAACGUAGUAUUGUUACCCUCAACUUGAUUACUGUUAUAAACAUGAAGCGUUUCCACCAUUUAGUUAUAAGAAGGAUCCCCGCA